This is a messenger RNA of Quercus robur (English oak), 3327 nucleotides long. Its product is annotated as U-box domain-containing protein 5-like. Gene Ontology annotation, molecular function: ubiquitin-protein transferase activity. Gene Ontology annotation, biological process: protein ubiquitination. The coding region runs from base 781 to 3039 and encodes 752 amino acids. Gene Ontology annotation, cellular component: cytoplasm; nucleus. The record is from RefSeq and is a predicted model, not a curated record. The transcript is spliced from 6 exons. NCBI's taxonomy places the organism in Eukaryota, Viridiplantae, Streptophyta, Magnoliopsida, Fagales, Fagaceae.
GAUUAAACUUUCACGCUCUUGUUCGCUUUCUCACUCGGUCUCUCUCUCUUUCUCUUUCACUCUCUUGGAUUUAUUAUUGCAAAGACUUUUUUGUUUUCACGAGAUUCCUAUAAAUCUUUUUCGCAUCUUUGGUUUAUUAACAUCCUUUGCUUUCUUACUGAUAUUUCUUUUUUUGUUGCGUCUCUCUUUGGGUUAUUUUCUGCUUGGAAGUUAAAAAUCUGUAUUGGUUCUUUUGGAUAAUCAAGUCCUGGGUUUCUCUUGCCUUUUGGUUUUGGUUGGUGGGUGAUAAAGAUUUUUCUGGCUGUGAUCUUAUACCGAAAGGAACAACGAUUGUUAAAGAAUUUUGGGGUUUUUUUUUGUUUUGUGUCUUUCAUGAGCAAGAGGAUUGUUGUAUCGUUGUACUGUUGUCCUACGGAGCUGUUCCUGGUUGUGUAUGGGAGAGCCGCGUGGCAGAUACUCUGAAAAGUUCAAAUUUUGUUAGGGAUGUGCAUGAAUUUGAGGGAAUUGUAGUGGUUUAAGGGCUGAGUAGUGGCUGUUGGCAAAGUUGGAGUCUUUUUGUCGUAGUGGUCUGAAACUGAAAGAUAUUAGGAGCGUUUUGAAUUUAAUUUCUUCUCUAUAAAGUGUUUCUGUUUGGGGAAUUCUGUGGUUUAAGAACCGGGGUACGAUCUUUUUGAUUGUAUAGGGUCUCCUGGUAGUUCAAUUGCUUCAUAGUACACAAGGGAUUGAGCUUUUCUGAUCAUUGUUCUGAUAUCCACUAGAUACAAGAUAAUCUCCUUUUGAAUGGGGACUGAUGUUGCUGAAGUAGUAGAAAAAUUGCCAGAUCCUUGUUCCUUUAAGGUGCACUUUUUGAUGUGUACAGAACUCCUGAAAUUGGUUGAUAGAAUAUCAAGAAUAUUUCCAGAAAUAGAAGCGGCUCGCCCUCGAUGCUCAGCAGGAAUACAAUCACUAUGCGUGUUGAACCGUGCAAUUGAGAAAGCCAAGCUACUUCUUCAGUACUGCAGCGAGUCUAGUAAACUUUACCUGGCAGUAACGGGUGAUGUAAUAGUCUCAAGAUUUCAAAGAUCAAGGAGUUUAUUGGAGCAAAGUUUAGGCCAAAUUCAAACUAUGGUUCCAGUAAUGCUGGCUGUAGAGAUCUCUCAAAUCAUGGAUGAUCUUAGGAGUGCAACAUUUUCUAUGGACUCAUCUGAGGAAGAGGCUGGUAAGGCUUUGCGAGGAUUGCUCCAGCACGGUGCUUCUACAUCAGAUUCAUUUGAAACCUCUGAAGUUAAAGCUAUUCAAUAUGCAGUUUCAACACUUCAAAUCACAUCCCAAAAGGCUAUCUUGAUAGAGAAACGAUCUAUCAAGAAGCUGCUUGAUAAAGUUGGUGAUAGUGAGGCAACAAAAAAGAAGAUUUUAAAAUAUCUUUUGUACCUAUUAAAGAAGUAUGGAAAUUUAGUUUUGGGAGAUCAAUCGGGGAAUACCCGUGUUCAGCAUGAAGGAGCAGUUGCAUCUGAGAACAGAAGAAAGAGUUCUGUGCACAGCCAGUCUGUUGAAGUGGAAUCACAUAUAGGAUAUGGGCAUCACGAGGCUCAAUUUGACGUCUUAAGUAGAGCUAUACCCCCUGAGGAAUUUAGAUGUCCAAUAUCUUCAAGAUUGAUGUAUGAUCCAGUUGUCAUUGCAUCUGGACAAACAUUUGAGAGAAUGUGGAUACAGAAGUGGUUUGAUGAGGGUAAUGAUACAUGUCCGAAGACUAAAAUCAAACUGGCCCAUCUGUCAUUGACUCCAAACACGAGCAUGAAGGAUUUAAUAUCAAAGUGGUGUACAAGGUAUGGAGUCACUAUUCCUGACCCAACAAUGAAACCAGAAGUCUUUCAACCUUGGGAAAUGUCUUCCAAUUCUAUUGCUAGCUUUGGCAGUUCUAUGAAUGAUAUACAGCUUCAGUUGGAUUUCAGCAAUAUGUCACUUGGAUCUUUAGACACAAGUUACACCUCAGAUUCAUCACACCCUAAGAUAUUAGAUGGCUUAAGUUUGAUGUCUAUGCAGACAAAAGAGGAGCACAAAUUUCAAUCUCAUGCUACCAUAAAUGAGACAGAUUUGAAAUUUCUAUCUAACCUUGCUGAACUUGAAUGGGAAUCCCAAUGUGAAGAAGUUGAAGAAGUCAAAAGACAUCUGAAUUACAGUGAAGAAGAUUAUUAUUCUCUGUCAUCUGAGAAUUUUGUUGAACCACUUGUUAAAUUUUUGAAGGAUGCAUGUGACCAGUGUGAUAUAAAAGCACAAAAAACUGGAUCUCAGUUGCUAUUGGCAUUUGUCAGUAAAAACAGAAGUGGGAUCUCAUACUUACGUGAAGAAGCAUAUAAUCUCUUGGAAACUUUUCUUAAUUCAGAAGACACAGAAGAGGCCCUAGUCAUAUUGGAAGUGUUGUCUGGCCACAAGUAUUGUAGAGCUAAAAUAUUAGCAUCUGGUGCGUUGACUUCCAUCAUAAAAAUGCUUGACUCCCAUAGCAGUUUCCAGGAACGGAUUAUCAAGAUUCUGUCCAAUAUGUCCUCAAGCAGUGACAUUUGUCCACGCAUUGUAUCUUUGGAAUGCAUCCCAAAAUUGAUUCCUUUCUUCGGUGACAGCACUCUUGCAGGAAAAUGUGCAUUUAUUUUGAAAAAUCUGUGCGAUGUAGAAGAGGCUAGGGUUUCUAUUGCUGAAACUAGUGGAUGCAUUGCUUCUGUUACUGCACUACUUGAGACUGGCAGUCAUGAGGAUCAAGAAAAUGCAGUGACUGUUCUCCUUUCGCUAUGCUCUCAACGUGUUCAGUAUUGUCAGUGGGUCAUGGAGGAGGGUGUCAUUCCUGCUCUUGUUGAUAUAUCUAUCAAUGGUAAUGAAAAAGGCAGGGUGAGUGCCUUGGAAUUGCUACGGCUCUUAAGAGAUAUCGAGUAUGCUGAAGAUCGGGGUUGCUCUGGAUCUGAUAUUGAUGCCUCUAAAGACACUACAGAUCUCUCUAAAGAAAAGAAAUCAUCUAAGACAUCUGGAUUUUUUGCAAAGAUACCAAUGUUUUCGAAAAAGAAGAAGUGAAAUUUGUGUCUUCAGAUUAUUUUAACCCAGUGGUGCCUCAUAUUAUGUCAAAUGAAAUGUAGUCUGCUUUGUAAAAUUCUCUUUUCUCUUAGCCUUUAGGGAUUUUCUGUUUAUAUGGAAUGGAGCCAUGAUUUCAUCAUGUAUAGUUAGUGGGUGAUUGGUUUUUUGAGAUCUAAUACUGAUUCUCAACCUGUAGCUUUUGUUAGCUUUAAUUCUUAAUUCAUGAUGUAUUUGCUGCCACUUUCUAGAUAAUAGCUUGACAAGAAUGCACAGUUUUGUGUUGUUUGA